AUACGUGCCGAUUUUUUCCAAAAGUUAUCCAUAUAGUCUAAUAAUAUAAGAAGCAUUGAUAUUACUUCAAGAUUAAUGUCAGAAUGAUUCCAUUAGGUCAUGAUAUGGAAAUCUCUAAAUACUACAACAAUCCAUUCAAAGAUAAUAACGAUGCUGUGUGCUACGCGGAGAUCUGUCCUGAAGAGGUAGAUAUACGCACUCCCUCCUUAAGCCCCGCAGCACUCAUCUCACAGCACCAUCAAGAUCUGCAGUCUUGCCAUUAUGAAGAUACUCUUUCUAAGAUUUGUUUGGAUAGCAAUCCGGAGAAUAUGCCCUUUAGUGAAUCACGGCCUAGGAACUCAGGCAAUAUGUUUGUUCAGUCUUCCCAAGAAGAACUCCAGCACGCGAAUAACACCCUCCAUACUAUGCAAAAUGAGUAUGAAAACCUGAUAGAAUCCCUCCGCGUUCAGCUGGCAUCUUCGGAAAAUGCGGAGCGGGAGGUUAAGAAUGAAUACACCAAACUUAAAGACAGCAUGGAGUCUUCCCUACUGGAAAAGGGACAGCUCAAGGAAACACUUGAGAGGCAACAAAAACAAAAUGACCUCUUACAAAGUCGCAUUACUGAACUUGAAGCUCAAUUAAAAAGCCGCGAAUCACACACGUCCGUGGAAAGCGCCACAACUCUUGUCUGUCAGCGGGAGUCAUCGGAAACCCCUCAGCCGAGGCGUGAUCCUCGGGAAAUAAGGCCCGCAACCGACGAGCGAAGCAACGCCGCGAAAGACCCCCGGGCGUACAAACAAAGGGCCUUACUUUCUCAACCCACAAAACCCGAGUCGGACACGAGGCCAGUGAUGUCGGAAAAGGAAUUGGAAACCGAAUUACUCCGUAAUUCCCAGGCACGUGACGCGCUAGUUGGGCAGAUGCAGCGUCUUGAAAGCUUACGCACACGGACUGCGGCUACAAUUAGGGAAAGGUCAACUACUCAAAAAAAAUUAGAGGAGGUCGAGAAAGAAAUCGGUCGCAUCCGACUUCACCUGCGUUCGCAACGAGGGCACGGUCGGUAAAAACUUCACGUGGUGAUAUAGAAAAAAAUCGGAAUAAAUGACAAGCAGUGUUUUGAAAAAUGAAACAGCUUAUGAGCACCUUCUCAUCGUUUAUGCGAUAUCCUCUUCCUAUGGAGUUAUCAUUUUUAAAAAAUCACCACU
Phytomonas sp. Hart1 is the source of this 1184-nucleotide messenger RNA. NCBI's taxonomy places the organism in Eukaryota, Euglenozoa, Kinetoplastea, Trypanosomatida, Trypanosomatidae. The record is from the annotation of a GenBank genome assembly.